This is a messenger RNA of Parasteatoda tepidariorum (common house spider), 2286 nucleotides long. RefSeq names its product Transmembrane emp24 domain-containing protein bai (gene bai). Lineage: Eukaryota; Metazoa; Arthropoda; Arachnida; Araneae; Theridiidae. The record is from RefSeq and is a predicted model, not a curated record.
AUAAGCAUGAUUGUACAUUCUAGUACAACUCAACUCAUUUCACAUUCAAUUUGAUGAUGAUGCUUGUGCUUGUUUCUGUUUUCUUGUCUUGCCACGUCUGAUUAUAAGUUUUUCGUAUUUAAUUGUAGUAUUUUUGUAUAUGUUUCUAUUUUGUAUGAAAAACAAAAAUUGUUUUCAGUUAUAAAACGUCUGAUUCGUAAUGUAUUCAUUUCAAAAAAUUUUAAUAAUAGCUUGUACUGCAGUCUCUGUCCAAUGUUUAAUGUUUAGAUUACCUGCUAAUAGCAGACGGUGUUUAAAAGAAGAAAUCCAUAAAGGUGUUUUAGUUAGUGGAGAAUAUGAUUUAAGUGACGCUCCAGGUCACAUUACUGAUUUGAUGGUUGUUGAUACAAAAGGUCAUAUAUUAGUAUCAAGGGAAAAUGUAGAUAAAGGGAAAUUUGCAUUUGUUACUGAUGAUUAUGAUGUAUUUGAAGCUUGUUUCAUUUCAAAAACACCCGCUGGUCAAAGAGCACAAGAUAGAGAAGUAGUUUUAACUUUGAAACAUGGUGUGGAGGCUAAGAGCUAUGAUGCUGUUGCUGAUAUGGGCCGCUUGAAACCUCUUGAAGUUGAAUUGCAAAGACUCGAAGACUUAUCAGAAUCAAUUGUGAAGGACUUUGCUUACAUGAGACAACGAGAAGCUGAGAUGAGGGACACAAAUGAAUCUACAAAUACCAGAGUGCUUUAUUUCAGUAUAUUUUCUAUGGGCAUUCUUCUAGCUUUAGCUACAUGGCAAGUUUUGUAUCUUAGGAGAUUCUUCAAAGCUAAAAAACUCAUUGAAUAAAUUCACUAUCUUCUAUGAAGAUACUUCAAAAUAUCAAAACAAAACUGUUUUGAGAAAAAAAGUUUUGUUUAAAUGCUGCUUUUUUAAAAGAAAAAAAAAAAACUCAGUCUCAAAAUGUUUUUUGAAUGCUUUUCAGUAUGCAAUAUCUUGCAAUUGUAUGUAAUUUUUCACUUAAAAAUUUUUUUGACACUAACAUGAUUAUUUGAAAGCAUUUGCAUCUUUGAACUAUUUUAAUAUCCUGGAUAGUUGAAAACAUUGUUUUGUGAGUAAGUUAAUGAUUUAUUAUUGAUUUCCAUUAUUACGUUUGUGCUCUUUUUAUGACAUUAAUAAUAAUCCAUUGGAACUUAAAUAGUUAUUAGAUGAAAUUUUUAAACAAUUGAACAAAUAUAUUUCGAAACAAUUAUCUUCAUUGUUCAGAGAAUUGUUUACUGUCUAUUCAUUUUUAUGUAAUAUUUCGUUUCUCCUAAUGCUGUAUUCAGCUAGGAUGUACAACCUAUGCUUUGAACCAAAACUGGCCGAUGAAGUCUGUUCAUUUGAUCCCUGAGCUGACAUAAAUAUUAAUAAAAAUUUUAAAAAAAGUAACAAGUAAAAGUAAGUUGCUGGUGUAUCAUAUCUAGCCUUUAAGUUUUGUUUAUGGGUUCAGUGAUAGCUGUAAAAAUUAAUUUUUAAUGAGCUUUGCAAUUUUCUUUCCCCCCUCCCCCUUUAAUUAGUGAUAAUUUGUUUGCUUUUUUAUCUUCCAGCUAUAUUUGUAACAAUUUACUUUUAUAUACUUAUUUAAUUUAUGGUAUCUUUAGUUGUGCCUGUGUAAUUUAUACAAAUUAGUACUUUAAAUUAGAAUUUAAAUGCAGCCUGAAUUUUUAGGAUUACAGUUUUAUCUUAUUAUUGGCCUGCUAUACAAGAAUGGUUGUGCGUCCUUGAUUCAGAUCGUUUCAUCUCUGUUACUGAGAAAUUUUUAGUUUUUUUUCUUCAUAUUAAUAAGGUUUAGGUUAAUAUUUUUGAAUUUUGUUUAUGCAACUAUGUACUGUCACUAUGUAAUGUUUUUCUUUCCUUUAUUCAUAUGACAAUUUCUCUAAACUAUUUUCAUUAGAAAUAAUACUUCUAGAAUUACGAGAAAUUAUGGCAAAGUUUUUGAUGGUGAAAGGUGUUAUUUAGUGCUGUUUUGGAUUUAAAAGAUGAUUGAAUUCAUUUGGACAUGUUUUGUAUAUAAGUAUUAAUUUUUUCUUAUUUUUUUCAUCAUGCAUUUUAUCAUCUGUUACUUGGAUUCAUUUUAUUGUUAUUCAUGCUUUUUAACUCUUAUUGAAUUAGUAUUAAUGUAAAGACAAUGUAUUUUUAUCAUAUUUUAAUAUAAUUUAAAAGAGGUUCUAAAUUUUUGAUAAAUGAAAUAAACGUGAUAUUGUAAUUACAGAAUAAAGCACCAUUUAAAACACUUGCUGUUUCAUUUGUACACUAAAUAAAAUUAUUACAAUUUA